Messenger RNA from Aspergillus eucalypticola CBS 122712, 888 nucleotides. Its product is annotated as alcohol dehydrogenase. Lineage: Eukaryota; Fungi; Ascomycota; Eurotiomycetes; Eurotiales; Aspergillaceae. Gene Ontology annotation, molecular function: oxidoreductase activity, acting on NAD(P)H. The transcript is spliced from 5 exons. The record is from RefSeq and is a predicted model, not a curated record. The coding region runs from base 1 to 888 and encodes 295 amino acids.
AUGUCGAACAAAGCAGGCUGGAUCAAGAAUCCCUGGGGGACAAUUCAGGUUGAGACUGUAGAGAAAUGGGUUCCUAGCCGCGGGGAACUGUUGGUACGGGUUGAAGCAGCCAGCUUUAACCCCAUUGAUGCCAAAAUCCAGAGGUAUCGUUCCCAAUAUCCCAUCAUCCUCGGUUUCACCUCUGCGCGAACGGUAGUCUCUACAGGGCCCGGGAUAAAUUCGGUGCAACCUGGCGAACGGGUGGUGGUGGCUCGCUGGGGCCAGCAAGCGGGCGAGGAUCCUCGAUUCGGUGCCCUCCAGAGAGCCGAGACCACCUUUGCUGAUUCCGCCGGUCUGAUCGCCAAUCUGGCGACCGUGAUCUCCGCCCUCACAAUCUACAUGGGUCUUCCGAAGCCCCCAGUCGCCGGCACGAAACCACCCACGGGAAAGAAAAUUCUCGUCUACGGCGGUUUAUCAGCGGUGGGGGGCUUCGCGGUCCAAUAUGCGACGGAUGCUGGGUAUGGAGUUCUUACCACCUCGUCCGCGGCCAACAGAUCCAUGGUGGAGAAACGCAACCCGACGCAUAUCAUCGAUCAUAGCCGCCCCGACGAGGACGUGAUCCGCGAAAUCCGGGAGAAUGGGCCUUACGAGGGAAUCUUUUUGAAGCAAUCGGCUCCACCACAACAACCAGACGCAUGGUUCUUUUCAACCAGCCCUUCCCCUGGAGAUGAGGCCAUCCCUUUAGGUAUAGAGAAGCUGUGGGCCGGAUAUUCUGAAAUACUCGUAUCUCAAGCUGCACAUCGCGAAUUGCGCACAUGGUAUAUGAACGCAUAUCUACCGGCUGCGCCGAAAAAGGGCACGAUAUGGCCAAUCCGCGGCCGAAAGGUUUUUAUCAACCCAAAAGAAUGA